Messenger RNA from Pieris macdunnoughi, 867 nucleotides. NCBI's taxonomy places the organism in Eukaryota, Metazoa, Arthropoda, Insecta, Lepidoptera, Pieridae. The record is from the annotation of a GenBank genome assembly.
AUGCCAAAUAAGAAUUUUAACGUCCCUAAACAAUACCCGAACCAAAGCUACAACCAGCAUUCAAUGCAAAACCAAUCCAUGCCUCAGCAGAAUAUGGCUCAAUAUCCAGUAAUGCAGCAAUUCAAUCAAAACAUGCAGAUGCAGGGCCCACAGCCCCAAAUGCCUUAUAUGGCAAAUUAUCCCCAGAACUAUAUGAACCAAAGCGGUCAAAUGCAUCCCAUGCAAAUGUCCCGAUCUUCAGUUAUGAGUGUCGAUAACAGUGGUAAUAUGCCUCGUGGAACCAUAAACAGUUACUAUGAAAACCAAUGCCCUCAAAACCUGCAACAUACACAAAACGUACAGUACCACCAACCUCCUUAUAAUACAGCACCAAACCUCAUGGGACCUCCACCACCUAAAAACAACCAGUUUAACAACCAAUAUUACAACCGGCAAUUGAACCAGUGGGAAUACGCUAAUCAGUACAAUAAAAUGAAAUCAGCACAGAACUCCGUAAACAUGUCAACGGGUAGUCAGAAACCUGUAAACAGUAUGCCUCCGAUCAACCAGGCCCUCAAAAACGGAGACACAGAUUGUAGCAUGAACAGUUUACGAAGUCAAAAUCAGCCAAGCGACGUUCAAGUGUGGGAUAUAUCUCAAUCCCAAAUUGAUGCAUCAAAUAAUAGAAAGAAACAGAAUAGCAUGCGGCAAGACACCUAUCAGAGAACUUUGGAGUACGUGGAGAAUUGUGAAAAUUGGAAGAGUUCAGAAAUGGUAUCCAGCAGCACUCAUCCCCUACAAGGUGGUGAUAAUAUGGUUGUUAAUGAUUUGCAGACGUCCUUAUCUUCAUUUUACGAAGAGAACCAAUAUCUCCAAAUGAUUCAGUAA